Molecule: messenger RNA, 1300 nt
Organism: Notothenia coriiceps (black rockcod)
Lineage: Eukaryota; Metazoa; Chordata; Actinopteri; Perciformes; Nototheniidae
Gene: gig2p
Product: grass carp reovirus (GCRV)-induced gene 2p
Exons: 1
Coding region: 141-806 (221 amino acids)
Cellular component (GO): cytoplasm
Molecular function (GO): NAD+ poly-ADP-ribosyltransferase activity
Source: RefSeq, a predicted model, not a curated record
UAAGCUAUAUGAAAUACAUUUUAAAACAUAGGUCUUGAAAAGUCACACCAAAUCUGUCAUAAGUGUUACAACAUGAUGCCAUUUCUGCUUUUUUUCUCACAGAGCUUUUGGUCUUGAAGAGCAUCCCUUGUUAAAUAAAGAUGUCGCUGCCAUUCUUUGGCUGGGAGGUGACCUACGAUGAUGAAUCUCCUCGUUUGGAGCUGGGGGCUUCUCAGCAGCCCAAAGACAAAGGCGUCUACAAAAUGUACCAUGGCACCAGCGUCGCCAACGCACGGCUCAUCAUUACCAAUGGCUUUAAGCAGUCAUCAGCUGGCAUGUUGGGCAAGGGCGUGUAUGUCAGUCGAGAUCAGAAAAAGGCGGAACGUUAUCCUUUAAAUAACAACCAUUCAGACAGAGUGGCCCUUGAGUUACGUGUGCGUUUGGGUCGUGUCAAGCGCAUUGACACAGAUAACCAUCCCAUGCAGUACACCUGGAGCACGCAGGGCUACGAUACCGCUUGGGUGCCUCCGAACUGUGGCAUGAAAGCAGUGCCCAGUGGCCUAGAGGAGGACUGUGUGUCCGACCCCCAAAGAGUGAAGGUGGUAGGCAUCGCAAAGGCUCCAAACACCGUGCUGGCAGAGCUUCAGAAGCUAGUGGCUGAUAGUCUAACAAAUCCCAGCGCAGGAGAUGAUGGUGCUCCGGAUGCGUGUUCACUUUGUAAGAGAAAGACCCAGCAGGGCUCUCCACACAUCAAGCAACCGUGUUGGGGCUGUGGGAAAAACAUCUGCACGCUCAUGAGCAAGCAUGUCUGUUCAGCUAGCUACUGAGAGGGUGAAACAAGUAGACCCACGUCCAAAAUGGCCUUGUAAUGUGGUGGAGAGAAAACCAUAUUUAGAAAAACUAAAAGUGUAAAAUCCAAAGCUCAGGGUGUGACCAUGCUUUUCAAACAUGAGUCAACGUUUCUAAUUUCCUUCCCCCAUGUUCAAACCUUUUUCACUUCCUCAAAUGAACAUCUGUAACUUGCUACAGUAGCUACGGCUGCACAUGUCUCUAGGGAUCUCUGCAUGUUAUCUUCAAAGACUUAAAGUACUGUUUGUGUUCAUACUGAAGUUCACUUUUAUGAUCUAUUUUGAAAUGUGUUCUUGACAAAUCGGUAAGCAUAACAAUUAUAUACAAUCAAGAGGAGACAAUCGUUUAGUUCAAGCAAGAAGCCUUUAUUUCAAUCUGAACAUGGACAUCAGUUCAUUUUGAAGUAAUAUGCGAUAAAGAUCAUGAUUUUUGCUGAAUGUAUUUGAUAUCCUGAACACUGUAUAGUGUUAAA